GACUGGUGCAGUAAAUGUCUGAUUCAUAAUAAACCAGAUGAUCAGACUAUACUGUGUUAAAUAGUAGUUAAAUAGUCUUUUCUAAGGAUCUGAUCUCAUUUACAGCAUUUGACGCUAUUUUAUUAGUAAUAUCAGAGGUUUAGAGUGUCUGUGGUGAGUGAGAUGAGAAUGACUGGACCGAAUGGAGAUCCGAAUAUCACAUCUGAUCAUGGAAUCAUAGAAGAUGAAGAUGAUUUUAAUGAUGAGGAGUACACAGCCAUCAACUCCAUGCUGGAUCAGAUCAGCUCCUGUCUGGAUGACCUGGAGGAACGUAAUGACAGUCUAAAUUUCAAGCUUCAUGAGCUAUUGGAGUCCAACCGACAGGCUCGACAAGAGUUUCAAGCUCAGCUGCACGCAAGAGAGCCGGAGGAGCAACAGCAACCCCCAUCCGAUGAGGAUUCACGCCCCCAAUAAGUGAUGAUGACUGAGUGAAGUGUUUUACUUCAUGCCCAUUCCACUGGCAUUAACUCGGUGUAGUGUUACUUUUAGAAAACGUGUGGAGCUUGAACUUCAUUCGACUUCACACUGUACAGCAUUGUACCAUAACGUUUUAUAGUAGGGCUUGACCGAUGUGAGUAUUUCGAUCCUGCGUAUCGAUUUAACCAAGGUAAAAAGACAGCUCAAAAGGUCAGAAAUGAGACAAACACAAUCGUAGUCAUUUAGGUAUAUAGGACGCCAGCAAACGUUACGCUAAUUUGAAGUAUUCAUGACACUUUAACUACAUUAUAUUUAUUUAUUUGAGGAUUAUUGAUGCAUUGUAACCUUUUAAAAUUAACCUGAGGGACCAAAUCGAGGUUGCAAAGUCAAUUAAAGGGAUCAGCCUAAUUUACUUAUCUAAUACACUUAUACCUUAAUAUCAGAUAACAUUGUCCCACAUAAAUAUCUGAUAUAUUGGUCAAGCCUUACUACAUAGUAUUUUAUUUUUUAACUUAAAUUAGAAAUACCUCAUCCUGAAAAAGCAGCAUUUAAGAAAAAAAGCAUAAUUACAAACAAGUGGGAGGAUAAAAUAUUAUUUUUAUCUGAAGCGUUUUAUUUAAGAAUGUAAAUAAAGAGCAGCUACAGUG
This is a messenger RNA of Trichomycterus rosablanca, 1103 nucleotides long. It is a transcript of the gene bbln, whose product is annotated as bublin coiled coil protein. The transcript has 2 exons. Lineage: Eukaryota; Metazoa; Chordata; Actinopteri; Siluriformes; Trichomycteridae. The coding region runs from base 163 to 453 and encodes 96 amino acids. The record is from RefSeq and is a predicted model, not a curated record.